CUCCCCGCGACAAGUCAAACAAGAAUUACAUUUCCUUGGGUCCCGAGCGUCGAAUCUUUCGAGAUACCACUAAACUUAACCUAAUUACGAACUCGUCACUCUCCUCCGAUCCGUUCCAAUUCCAUUCUACCCCGAGGCGCAUUCUUCGUCGACCCAGCAAAAGGCGAAAAGAAAAAAAAAGCUCGAAACUGUCAUUUCCUGUCGCCACGCCCUUUUUCGCGAACACGCUCAGUCUUCAUUCAUUCUAUUAUUCUACUCAACAACACGUACUACCGUGGCAUGAUAUUCCUUUAAUUUUUUCUUUACGGUCAGACGAUCAGAUCAUAACGUCUACCCGACAUCAUAACGUGGAAUUUUCUUUUGUUUUCGAACCUGUCCUUUGUACUAGUCCGCGCCCACAUUUCGAGUCCGGGCGUGUCAACUCUGAUUUUCAUAACAAUAACGAUAAUAACACCGUUAUCUUAACGCGCCGUUAACUGUAAUUGCAAUUCGCUCGAUAUCGCUGUACGAAUUUCCGACACGUCUUUAUCCCAUUACCGAAAUCCACAGGAAUCGAUUGCGAUCUUGUCGAACCCGGAUUCGUCGUCAUGCCAUCCGGGCUUCUACGAUAAAACGCCAUUUCCCUACAUUUCAACUCGCUAGCAAUCACCUCUUGGGGUGUAUGUUAGAUUAUGACAGACAGGAUCUCAUCUCUACCGACGCAAUCAGUGACUCCGAGUCAGACGGCCGUCCUUAGUCCCAAAUCCACACUUUCCUUAUUGAACAAUCAUGGCUCAAAUAAGGUGCAGGCGCCGAUCGAAGAAGAACCAUACACGAUCAAGUGUAUCUGUCACUUCUCUGACGAUGACGGGAACACUAUUUAUUGCGAAACGUGUGAUACCUGGCAACAUAUCGAUUGCUACUACCCCCUCAACACCGAGGAAGCCUUGCGAGAAGACUUUGCUCACUCCUGUGCCGAUUGCAAACCACGACCGCUUGACCACGAUAGUGCCUUUGAGCGCCAACGAUUGCGACAUAGUAAACCUAGUUCGAUCGAGGCCUCCGAAAGGAAGGUUAAGCGCCCUCCGACCAAGAGCACCAAGAAGAAAGCCAAACCAACAGAUUUAGCACCAAAUGGUCACACUGGUUCCGACACGAGCACCAAAUACUCCCUUGAACACACUCCCAUACACCAACACAAGAAAUCCAAGAGCACACAUCGACCGAGUCAAUCCAUCAGUUCACAGAACCCAAAACGCAGUCCCUCAUAUGUUCAAACAAAGGCUGGCAAUCCCCAUGGCCACCCACCCAGUCCCGCUACGACACCGCCGGAUAUCCCCUCCGAGCUUGAAAUACAAUAUUCUAAUGCCUUCUACAAUUUGUAUAAGGCCGAUCGUGAUGUACCCAUUGUUCCAACAAAUUCCUUUGCUAGCCUUUCUAUUUCGAACCUUUUGUCUAUAUGGUUACAGGAUCGCGACAAGUUGAAGAAAGAGACAGGGUGUGAUUUCGACGAUGUUUUCCAAACUAUACCGCCGAAGAUUGAAUCGAUCAAGGCUUCGCCGCGUGUGGAAUCUAAACAACUGGUUAUAGGACCCGAUACUGUCGCACACUGGCAACAUCUUGUAGCAUCGGAACCAGUCGACAAAGACGUGCCCUUGAUGGAAUUGAACGGCCAGAUUGGAAUACAGAAGGACUACUGUGAAGAUCCAGAGAAUCGUUGGAAGGAAUUAAGUUCACCACUUCCGUUCGUCUUCUUCCAUCCUAUGCUUCCCAUUUACAUCGACACACGAAAAGAAGGAUCCCUAGCUCGCUACGUUCGUCGAAGUUGCAAACCAAAUGCGGUACUAGACACCUAUCUAUCCGCUAGUUCCGAGUACCACUUCUGGCUUGUAAGCGAUCGGCGGAUAGCGUCCUCCGAACAGAUUACCAUCCCAUGGGAAUUCAAUCUGCAGAAAGAUGUUGCCCGAAGAUGGGAGCAACUGCUUGGCCUCGGCGAUGAAGAUUCGGGCCCUCAGCCGGAUUAUAACGAAAAGGAGACAGAAACGUAUCAAAGUAUUGCUACGUGGGUUCAUGCUAUUCUUUCGGAAUACGGUGGAUGUGCGUGCGAUCUAGGCGCUGACUGUGCAUUCGCUCGCUUUCAUCGGAAUUACAUUCUCAAGCCGCAACACUCGAAGGACGUCAAGGGCGCCAAAAAGAAACCCCGGAAAGUAAAGACAAAUGCCGUCUCACCGACAAGUACUGGCCACGCAACCAAUAGCCGUGCCCCUAGUGAGGGUCAAGGCGAUGAUGGUGUGGAUAACGAUUCUGGUUCGUCACGCAGUAAACCACCCAGCCGAGAUAUGACACCCGCUCCACGACAGGGUUCUUUCGAUACACUAGGGGUAUUAACUGAACUCACCGAUCGAGACAAGCGCAAAGUUCAAAUGGUUGAAGAUUCAUUCCGUCGCAUGGAGCAGCAACAACCGCCACGAAAGAAGAAGCGGACCUCAGAUGGCACUGGUAGUUCUAAUUCUACCACAAAGGCUAAGCCAAGAGGUUCGUCUGUACAUUCCACCGCCAUGCCAAACGGUCAUACGGAGCGUCGCUACGUCGACGCCGGCACUUCACGAAGUAUGUCGGGUUCACCCUCUAGUGCGAUAUCGCCGAAUACUACCAACCAUUUCUUGCCCUACGAUCGACGAAAUAGUUCCGCACGAGGUGUUUCACGACUUUCCUCCCAGGGACCUCCAGAAUAUCGCGAUGCUUCCGUCCAAACCGAACCUGUUGACGGGGAAUGGUUCAGCAGUCCUAUCGAAACUCGAAAAUCGAAGAAGCGUGUUGUGUCUCUAUCAAAACGCUUGCUUGGAACACGAUAUCGCCAACGAGCAGAUGAAGAACGAAGGAAGGGGAUCAACGCCGCCUCGCCUACUUCUGUAACGUCUGCUUUAGUCAAGAUGGAUUUAGAAUCCCCCACAACGGAACGCCCUUUAUCAGCGACCGUGCCCGAGAAGACAAAACAAGAUAAACCAAUACCUCUGCCCAUGAUUUCAACCACCGAUAUUCCCAUGACGGAUGCACCAUCAAUCUCGGCCACAGAAAACAAAGUUUCCCAGAUCCUAAAGCCGCCCGUGACCGCACCAAUCAAGACCAAGUCACCUGAGCUACGUGUUCAGAUGCCUCCUGUACCUGCAUUCAAUAGUUCUGCUGCUCCAAAUGCGACAACCCCAUUGUCUGCAACCGGAACCCCGGUCCAAUCGCCGUUUAGUACUGGUAACCUACCUAGCCCUUUCGCGCCAUCGUCGGUAAACGGCGUUGCGGUUCAGCCUAGUCCAAUCAAGAAGAAAUUAAGUCUAAGCGAUUAUACAAAGAGUCGAAUGAACAAGGCCGCGGCGAGCAAGCCGGUGCCGACAUCACUGAAGCCACCUUCUACCGUUGUAGAGGAGGCGAAGUCGCCGACCAGUACUGAUACGGUGAUGGUUGAUGCAUCGGUCGGCGAUAAAAGUACGGAUUAAAUCAUUCUACUAGGACAGUGUAUUAUGUCAAAAAUCCAUUGAGGUAUAUAAUGGGACAAGUAUACCUCUAGCUUAGGUGCUAUUGCGUUAUAGCACCCCU
Hypoxylon trugodes is the source of this 3570-nucleotide messenger RNA. RefSeq lists its product as uncharacterized. Gene Ontology annotation, molecular function: protein binding. The transcript has a single exon. Bases 672 to 3470 code for a protein of 932 amino acids. Lineage: Eukaryota; Fungi; Ascomycota; Sordariomycetes; Xylariales; Hypoxylaceae. The record is from RefSeq and is a predicted model, not a curated record.